AUGUGCGUCGUUGGUGAAGGGGCCCUUGAGGUACGCCUGCGGCUACGUGCUGGGCGCGUUCUGCAGAAUGGCGACGACGUACCGGACGCAGGAGACGAGCAGCCUCGCGAAGUCCAUCCAUCAGGAAGUGCAACUCUAGAGACUCAGCCGUGGACGAUUGUGAACGUGAAGAUGGCGGAGAAGCGGCGGCGCCGCCUGGCAGACGCGGGCCUCCACAACGCGACGCGCGCCCCGCGCCCCGCCGCCCACGCCCACGCCCGCGCCCACGCGCCCAAGCACCGCAGCCCGGCCCUCUGCGUGGGCGUCUACAAGCGCUUCCACAUCUGCAACGACAAGCCUUGCCCGCCGGGAUCAAAAGACUUCCGAUUGCAGCAAUGCGAAGCGUUCAACAGGAAGCCGAUGGCAGGCCAGUUUUAUGCGUGGAUUCCUUACAUGGACGCGCCGAACCCGUGCGAGCUCAACUGCCGGCCCAGGGGGGGCACGUUCUACGCGCGGCUGAACGCGACGGUGGUGGACGGCACCGAGUGCCCGGCCAGCGCCGCCACGCCGCCUGCGCGCCACGCCGCCCUCGCCGUCUGCGUCUCCGGCAUCUGCAAGACGCAACACAAUGUUUAG
Messenger RNA from Gryllus bimaculatus (two-spotted cricket), 615 nucleotides. The record is from the annotation of a GenBank genome assembly. Lineage: Eukaryota; Metazoa; Arthropoda; Insecta; Orthoptera; Gryllidae.